Molecule: messenger RNA, 1548 nt
Organism: Suillus bovinus
Lineage: Eukaryota; Fungi; Basidiomycota; Agaricomycetes; Boletales; Suillaceae
Product: glycoside hydrolase family 5 protein
Exons: 15
Coding region: 1-1548 (515 amino acids)
Biological process (GO): glucan catabolic process
Cellular component (GO): cell surface; extracellular region
Molecular function (GO): beta-glucosidase activity
Source: RefSeq, a predicted model, not a curated record
AUGAGGCAUUUCCUGACAGGCUUGGUGCUCUCAAGCACGUUUGUUGCCCGUGCGUGGGCUGGGCAACCAACUCAUAUUUAUGGUGUCAAUUUGGGUUCAUGGUUAGUCCUAGAGCUAUGGAUGCUUCCUCAAGGGUGGGUGGAUAUGGGUGGACAAUUAUGCGGUGGAGAUUGUUCGACGUGCAUUUCAACCGAGUCGGCAUUUGCACAAGCGUACCCUGACACUGUCAACGCUACAUUCGCUCAACACUGGGACACAUGGUUCACACAUAGCGAUGUCAACACACUGAAGAUGGCCGGUAUCAACACUGUCCGCAUUCCUCUAGGAUAUUGGAUUGUGGAGGAUUUAGUCGAUAGGCCGUACGAAACAUACCCUCGGGGAGGUCUUUACUAUUUGCGCCGGGGCUUGGGCUGGCUGCAAGACGCUGGGAUCCAAGUAAUCCUGGAUCAUCAUGCAUUGCCCGGGGUUCAAACGGCCAAGCAAAUGUUUACCGGAAAUUGUACUACUGAUGUUCAAUUUUACACUCCAUACAACUACCAGCGUGCACUGGUGUGGACAGCGGUCAUGACUUCGCUUUCUCACUUGGACCCUCAGUUUGCAAAUGUAUUUGCGAUCCAGGCAGCCAAUGAGCCCAUUAAUGAUGCGAAUCAGACACCUAACUAUGGCACCUUCCAAGAGAACUUCGUUCAGAUAGUCCGUGCUGUUGAACUCACACUCGGAAUAUCUGUGCCGUCGUCUAAUUUAUCGGUAUCGGUAUCAGCUUCCGUCUCAAACAACUUCACUGCUGCAUUGAGUGAGACAUCCUUGGAGACCAUCUUCCCAGCGGAGGUGCAAGCAGCACUUUCAGAAGCGGUUCCAAUUAUAAUGGGAAUUGGAGCAACAUACGGUCUGCAGACCAUAUUCGAAGCAUCACCCUUCAAGAAGUCCGGUACUCCAUUGGUAACGAACUUCAUGGAUGUGAAUUGGCAGUACGACAACCCCUCUAACCCAGCUGAUGUUGCGAUUGGCCCCCAAGCUUACGACGACCACGGAAAUGACUCAACAUCAUACAUGCUCAGUAUCUGCAGAAUCCAGGCUGACGCAGCACUCGGCAACUCUCCGCUCUGGAUCGGAGAGUGGUCACUCGAUACAGAGUUCAAUGCCACGGACGCGUUUCUUUAUCAGUGGGCUGACGCACAGAAGAUGGCCUACAGUAAAGGUGCCGGAUGGAUUUACUGGAACUUCAAGAUCGAGAUAUCAAACCUUACCAAUGGGAGUGCCCGUGCAAGGCAAUGGUCAUACCUUGAGGGGUUGGAACUCGGUUUCUUUACCCAGGACCCCGCGGCGUACAACAAUCCAAACGUGUGUGCUCCAUACACGAACAGCACCUCGAACAGCAUCUCGAACAGCACCUCGAACACAUACGAUAAGUAUAUUCCAACGCCAUCCUCUAACCCUAUCGGAGCAAUUCGUAGUGGCGACGAAGAAGCAGAGGAACAUCGUGAAAAGCAUUACAAGGUCGCGGCUGCGAAAAUAUUCGACUUUUGCGAGAUUUCGAUGAAAAGUUGA